Molecule: messenger RNA, 5144 nt
Organism: Homalodisca vitripennis (glassy-winged sharpshooter)
Lineage: Eukaryota; Metazoa; Arthropoda; Insecta; Hemiptera; Cicadellidae
Product: atrial natriuretic peptide-converting enzyme
Exons: 13
Coding region: 119-2470 (783 amino acids)
Biological process (GO): proteolysis
Molecular function (GO): serine-type endopeptidase activity; protein binding
Source: RefSeq, a predicted model, not a curated record
GAGGGGAGGGGAGACCGCGUGUCGACGGACGGACGGACAGAAGUGGCCGGGAUAGCUCGGCGCGCAGUCGUUUGUGUGUGCGCGUGUGUCAGUGAGAUGAGCGCUACAACACAACAACAUGGAUAACAAUAACAAACGCAAGGGAUCAUGGGACUCCAAAACAUCAAAACUAACCGAGUGCUUCCGGAUGUCGGUGAGCUCUGUGAGCACGAGGCCCUACUUCACGAGGUCCUCGACGCCCAGCUCAAUCCUCUCCUCCGACAGCGACAUCAGGUUUACUCGGAAGCUCGGCGACCACUACCGCUGUGGCUGCUGCAUACUCGCCGCAUUCCUCGUCUUCAUCCUAGUCGGCACCCUUGCCCUUUACGCCGGAUACACAUAUCUCUCACUCGAACCUGGAGGGGAGCAGGUGUUCCGGGGUGUGUUCCGAGUAGUGCAGGGAGACAAGUACUCUUCUGGUCUCUCAGACCCGUCCACUGAGCUCUUCAAGAGAGUGUCCAGAGACUACAGAGAGGGCCUCAACCUCAUCUAUAGGAGGAGUUCCUUCAGAUACCCUUUCCUCAAGUCGGAGGUACUCGCUUUCGACGGAGAUGAAAACUCCGACCUGACGGUCCAUUUUAACCUCUUCUUUGACCCGCGGCGGUACGAGAUCCCUGCGGAAGAGUUAAGGAACAUACUGGCGCGACAGAGCCAGAGCGUAUACCUCGCCAACCGCACCAUCGACGUUGAGAGCAUCCUGAUAUAUGAAGUCUCUCCCAGUGGCCCGUCAAGCCAGAGUCCGUCAACGCACUCCACUACUCUUGCAACUCCCACGACAACGCCUACUCCCCGUACCUGCUCACCCCUCCAGCUCUCCUAUUGCUCCGGAGUGCAACACAACACCACCAGCUACCCCAACAUCGUCGGCCACCGCAGCCUUCAGGAGGUCAUAGAUGACGUAAUUGCAUUCAGGGAGCUAGUAGACGCUGAGUGUUACAGGCUAGCUUAUCAGUUCGUCUGUCACGUGCUGCAGCCCCCCUGUGAGCCUCCUUCUGUCUCAGGGCGACCUGCCACGGUGGUCCGCCCCUGCCGAGAUUUCUGCCUGGACUUCUGGUCUGGCUGCGGUGCUCGUCUUCCCCUCAGGUUUCAAGAUGCUCUGGACUGUUCUCGGUUCUUAGAGUACAGCACCAUCGGAGAAGCAUGCAUUCCAAAACCAGGAUGCAAGGAAAGUCUGAAGUUAAGAGAUCUGACGUCCCGGCUGUGUGAUGGCGUGCCCGACUGUGCUGAUCUGUCAGACGAGCUGACCUGUCGCUACUGUCGCCCUGGACACAUUCUCUGUGCUAACAGCCCGACAUGUAUUCCAGCUCACAAGCGCUGUAACGGUCACUUCGACUGUCCUGAUCACAGCGACGAGAAGGCCUGCUUGGCAUUGUCGCCCAGUGUUGCCGGAUUGCCAGCUCUACCCAGUGCACACCCAGGCCACACCCGCACGUCAGGACAUGUUGUCUUCAAUGAGAAAGGCUCUCUUGGCAAGCUGUGCGUGGACAAUCUCAACACUUCAGGGGUCAACAACUCUGCCGUGCUCCGCAAUGUUGCCACCUCCCUCUGCCGAACUCUGCUAUUCCAGAGUGUGGAAGAGUUCCGAGUGGAGACAGACAAAGAGGAAGACGUGUCCAAUUAUGUCCAGAUGGAGGAUCCCACUGCAGACCAGAUCAGUUUCGUACAGGUCCCUUGCCCAGAGAAGUCUGUGCUGCACGUCACAUGCAAAGAUGCUGAGUGUGGAAUCCAGCCAGCGCGUGUCACCUCUGGUGUGGAAGGACUAGCCAAGAUGGCUGCCCUGGGGGAUUGGCCGUGGCAUGCAGCUUUGCUCAAGGAUGGAGUCCAUGUGUGUGAUGCAACUGUUGUCCAUCCCCAAUGGCUUCUCACUAGCGCUUCCUGUUUUCAAGGCCAGCAGAAGGCAGAAUGGGUUGCUCGGCUUGGCAGUGUCCGCCUAACCUCAACCACUCCCUGGCAGCAAGAGAGGCAUGUAGUAGGCAUGACCAAAUCUCCAGUGGAGGGCAGCACUGUAGUCCUGGUGAAGCUUGACUCACCUUUGCUCGUCUCAGACUUUGUGCGACCCAUCUGCCUACCUCAUCACUCCACCCAACCUGUGUACACCAACUGCCACACUCUCGGCUGGACAAGAAAUCGAGAGGUGCUACAGAGGGUAGAACUCCUGGAGAGCAGGAUGGACCAGUGCGCCAAUGUCAGUAUCAUGUCAGUCAACUCACUGUGUGCUGACAGUGUGUACUCUAUGGAGGACUGCAGUGAGGAGGAGUUGGCCGGCAGUCCCAUGAUCUGCGUGAAUGGACUGGACCACCGCUGGACCCUUGUGGGAGUGACCAACUGGAGGAUAGCGUGCGCUGCAGCCGGUAGUCAACGACCUCGUGUCUACGACAAGACUGCCCCCAACGUUGACUGGAUCCUGACCAGUAUCAAAGAGGACCACUGACCGCACAAACAACGAGACCACCUUCUUUCUCAUUUUUUUUUUUAAUCAGCAGGAAUACACACAGACAGAGGGUGAACCCUCUUUGCUUUUGAAAUGGUUAGAACUGGAGGGAAUUUUGAAGACUGAACAUUAUACAAAAUUUUCAAAAGAUCCCCCAACAGUUUAAUAAAACAGCUCCUUCCUGAAAAUAAAUUUUAGGAUUUUAAUUUAUGUUAAUUAGGUUUAAAUUUCUAUCAAUCGUUAUGAAGCUAAAAACCAAUUAGAUAAAAACAUUUAGAAUGCCUACUUCAUUGUAAAGUGAAUUUUGUUUCACCCAUCAGGAUUUAUUGAGCAAAGGAGACAGUAAGUAUAGCAAGAGAUGGUACAGUUUUAGUCAUGAGGGAGGGAUUAGGUAAUAUCCAAAUUAGUUACCGGAAAAGAGGGAGAACUCCCCUUGGGUUCGAGCUUAAAAUACAUGGUUAAAGCCUGUAAGAGAGCUACCUACAGGUAAGCAAAUGUUCGAUAUGAUACAUUCAUUAAGUGAUUGAAAGAAAGUAUAUUUGGUAUUCUUAAUGACAGCGAACUUUUGAGAGAUAUUUCAAUGCUAGUGCAUACCUAAAUCAGAUAUUAAAGAGACAAAACAAAUCUGAGAGUGAAAUUAUGUUCAAUGAUAAUUUAUUAAAUGAUUCACCUUAAUUAGUGCAGAAAUUUUUUAGUUAUAUUGUAACCCUUUUAGUGGUAAUGUCCUGUGCUGUUGCGGCCCUACAGACGGUUAUAACAAUCUACUACUAUAAUUAUAGUAUCUCAUUAGCUGUACUAUAUCAUGUUAACUCUUUGAGUUCUAAAGACCUGUUCUGCUCUGUGCAGUGAGACAGUUACAACAAUCUGCCACUACUGGAUUUGGUACUGAAAGGGUUAUAUGACACUUCAUUAGAUGUACAGUAUUAUUUUAACUCUUGAAUUCAAAUGACCUAUUCUGCUCUGUGUAAUAGGCCGUUAUAACAAUCUACUACUAUCGGAUGUAGUACUGAAAGUGUCAAAAGAUGUGGUGCAGUGUACACUCCCGUAUAGUCUAGGAGCCAAGAGACAAUUUGCAAGCAUUACAAGUUCACAAUCUAGUUUUUCUUUAAAUCAAUAGAGAGAUUUCCACUAACAAAGAAAUUUAUUGUGAACUGCACUAGUUUUGGAGAAGGUCAAAGUAGAAGGGUAUCAAAAGGGUUAAACAUAAAAAACGAAAAUAUUUACUCAGAUAAUUUAAUUUUCUCAAUUAAAUCACUUACUAAAAACCAAACCUCAGGCAUAUACUAAUGAGUAAAUAGUUAAGACACUACAUGUUGCUUUAUUACAUAUAUGAAUAUAUUUAGCCAAUGCAUUUAAUAUUUAUAAACAUGUUUAAUGGUUGGUUUUAAGCGUGGCAAGCUAAGAAAGGUACAAUCUGAGAAAAACGUAAUGUUUCAUACUUUUAACCCUUUCGAUGCUUUCCCACUUCGACCUCAACCAAAUCUAUUAUUUCGUUACACUAUUAAUUUUUUCUUCAUGGAAAAUUUUUUGUCAAUUCUAAAAAAACCAGGUUUCUGAAACACAAAUUGAAUCUUGUCUCCUGAACUAGUAAAUUUGAAUUUAUUUUGUACAUAACUACAUUAAUUUGGUUCAAAAUUGUCUCUAUAAAUAUUGUAAUUACCUUAUAAUCAUUAUAAUUUUAAAAUUUUGUGUUUUUAUACAAAGUUGAAAAUUAUGAAUUUUUACCGGUGAAUAGCACCUUAAUUUUAAUAAUUAAGCAAUAUGUUUCCAUUUGAAUGUAUAGCCAUAAUAAUAUCAGCAAAUGUUACAUUGAUUAGGUACUAGGCAGCUUGCUUUUAGUAAGUUUUAAAUGAGGAAGGAAGUGUGUUCCUACCAUCUAAAAACAUUGCAGAACGUUUUUAGCCGAAAAUUCAUUUUCUGUUGUAAAAUAAGUAAUACCCCUUUUAUUUUGUAUAGAAAUCAAAUGUAUCACCACCUCUUACAACUAAAACCAAAGUUCAAGAAAACCAUGUUUUUAGUGAAGUAUGAAAUACUUUACAUUUUAAAAGUUGAUACUAUUAAACUUUUUUUAAUUGAUGAGAAAAGUAAAAAAAGUUUCACAUUGGGUUUGUGUGAGUUACAAACCCAAAAAAAAUUUGUAUUAAAAAUAUUAUUUUUAGUUACGUAAUAAAUAUUAAAUAUUUUUGUAAGUCUUCUUGUUCAUGGACAAUUUUCUUCAUAAUUAUUUGAAGUAUUUUUUUGUAAACUCUUAAAAAGACUAGAUACGAUUUUUUAUUGAUAAAGACAGUUUACAAUGAAUUUAAUAUAAAAAUAUUAUGGCGUUAUUUAUUUGUAUGAUUGUGUUAGUGUAAUUAUGAUAAAUAUAGGUAAUCUUUUUUUAUCUAAUAGAAUAGAUUAAUAAGUUUGAUCUCGAGAUUUGAAAUUAAGUAUCAACUUAAUUUAGCAGACUAAUUUCGUUAGAAUACCUAUUUAAAUAAAAUUUUGUAUUAUGCUAUCAUUUAUAAAAUUUAAAAUUCUAAAAUUAACUUAUUUUCAAUUAUGCAAAAAUAAACCUAAACUGUCAUUUGUAAAUAUAUCCUUACUUUUUUUAAGGAGACGCUGUAUUAAACUAAUAUUGUGUUCAAUGAUUGUUAUGUAUGAAAUUAGUUUAUUGUAUUAUACUAUUUUUAUUAAA